Microcebus murinus (gray mouse lemur) is the source of this 2066-nucleotide messenger RNA. The record is from RefSeq and is a predicted model, not a curated record. NCBI's taxonomy places the organism in Eukaryota, Metazoa, Chordata, Mammalia, Primates, Cheirogaleidae.
GGAGGGGUGGGGCCGGCCACAGUGGACCCCCCACCACAACCCUGCCUCUGUCUGCCAAAGGCCUUGUUCAGAAGGUGCUUCUGGAAGGGGCAACCCUGUGCACCCUUUUGGUUUGGGGGUCACGAAGGGCAGAGAGGCCUGCUGCCCAUGGAGUUGGAACGCCGUGACAGGUGGCAGCACCCCCAAGUCCCAGGGAGCCCCAGGCAGAGCGGCCGUCAUUGGUGGGGGUGGCGCCUGCCUGGCAUCGCCUCUCUGCAGGAGACGAGCGCUGCUCCUAGAGCCAGACUACGCACGGGUCUGCGGUUUUGACCGUUGCUCUUUUUUCUAGUAACACGAAGGGAGGGGCUCCUGGUGUUGGCGGAUUCAUGCCCUUCGGAUUCUCCGGCGUGCUGUCAGGGGCUGCGACUUGCUUCUACGCCUUCGUGGGCUUUGACUGCAUUGCCACCACAGGCGAGGAGGUCAAGAACCCGCAGAAGGCCAUCCCCGUGGGCAUCGUCGCCUCCCUCCUCAUCUGCUUCAUCGCCUACUUCGGGGUGUCAGCCGCCCUCACGCUCAUGAUGCCGUACUUCUGCCUGGACAAGGACAGCCCCCUGCCCGACGCCUUCAAGCACGUGGGCUGGGAAGGCGCCAAGUACGCGGUGGCCGUGGGCUCCCUCUGCGCGCUUUCUACCAGUCUUUUAGGCUCCAUGUUUCCUAUGCCUCGAGUUAUCUACGCCAUGGCCGAAGAUGGACUGCUGUUUAAAUUUUUGGCCAAAAUCAACGAUAGGACCAAAACACCGAUAAUCGCCACGUUAACCUCCGGUGCCAUCGCUGCUGUGAUGGCCUUCCUCUUUGACCUGAAGGACCUGGUGGACCUCAUGUCCAUCGGCACCCUCCUGGCCUACUCUUUGGUGGCUGCCUGCGUGUUGGUCUUACGGUAUCAGCCAGAGCAGCCUAACCUGGUGUACCAGAUGGCCAGAACGUCCGACGAGCUGGAUCAGGUAGAGCAGAGCGAACUGGGCAGCACCAACGACUCCCAGACGGGCUUCCUGCCGGAAGCGGAGAUGUUUUCUUUGAAAGCCAUACUCUCACCCAAAAACAUGGAGCCUUCCAAACUCUCUGGGCUGAUAGUGAACAUUUCAACCAGCCUCAUAGCCACUCUUAUCAUCAUCUUCUGCGUCGUGGCCGUGCUCGGGAAGGAGGCUCUGACUCAAGGGAAGCUGUGGGCAAUCUUGGUGCUCACGGGAUCUGUCCUCCUCUGCACCUUGGUCACCGGCAUCAUCUGGAGGCAGCCUGAGAGCAAGACCAAGCUCUCGUUCAAGGUGCCCUUCCUGCCCGUGCUACCCAUCCUCAGCAUCUUCGUGAACGUCUAUCUCAUGAUGCAGCUGGACCGGGGCACCUGGGUGCGGUUUGCCGUAUGGAUGCUCGUGGGCUUUGGCAUCUACUUUGGCUACGGUCUGUGGCACAGCGAGGAGGCGUCCCUGGCAGCCGACCAAGCAAGGACUCCUGACGGCAAUUUGGACCAGUGCAAGUGACGCGCAGCCCUGCCCCCUGUAGGGGGCAGCAGCCCCGAGGGACACCCCAGGAGACAGGGAGGCCCCCCGCCCUCCCCGCCAGUGUAACAAGAACCACCCACACCCACGACGCCCCCAACGCAGCCGCAGGUGCGAUUACUUGAAGCGCAGCCACAGCCCGCAGCUCAGUGUCCUGCCCAGACCUGGCUCUGCGGCCCCGGUCACCUCCAGACAGCCCUCUGGCCGGGGCCACCUGGCUGUGGCUGGCCACCGUGUCUCCUCCCUUCUCUUUGAACGAGCUCUUCUCCUCGUCAGCUCAGCAACCUGCUGCCUCGCUCGGCAGGACAGACAGGUCAUCUCCUUAUCUCGGGUGCCAGGCACCCCCGCCCUGAGGACUGCUUUGGAUGGAAAAUGUGCAUACUCCAAACUCCCAGUAGCCAGCUCCCCUUCAGUCCCACGGUAGCCAGAGACGAGAGACAGUACCACAAAACGGUGUCCCCAGCAGCCCCACCCCCAGAGCCGAAGGACAGCUGUGUACUUAAAAAGGAACAACAGGACCAUUUCCUUCUCCCG